GGGUGGUGGAGUAGGGAGGGACAGGUUGGGUUGAAGUUCAGAGGUCAGAAUUCUGCAAGCUGGGCAUGGAGGAGCAGGGCCCUGGCAUGAGGCCCUGGGUGUGUGGGACGGGCACCUUGGCAGGACAGAGGCUCUGCAAGUGCCGCUUCCCGUGUCAGCAGGCCUAUGGGUGGCAGCCAGUGGCCUCUGAGACCCAGUGUCCCUUUUCCCUGGCCUGCGCAGACAGGAGUGUCUUCCUCUGCUCCAGCUCGAGGUUGCCCUAAAAUGUGCCUUCCACAACUGACACACGGGUCCCACAGGCACGAGUGGGCACGGACCCAUGUCCACCCCAGGGCACCAGAUUCCUCAGGCAGAGGUCCACCAGGCCUGGGCACAGAGGGAGCACCCUCCUCGGGGUUUCAGGGCCCUGGACAGAUCCAGCCUGCAGGCUGCAUGCAGGAACCCACCAGGCAGCUGGAGUCCUUGCAGGCGAGUGGCCUGGCUUGGUUGGGUCAGCCUGAGUCAGAUUCCCUGUCCCCUGGGCUGAGGGGGCCGCCGCCCUCCCGUCUCCUGCCUUUUCCCACGACUGCAGGGAGCCUCAGCGCGCCCAAAGUGAAAGAGAAAGUCGCUCCCCCGAGGCGGCCCCGCCCCGCCCCGCGGCCAAUCCCCGCAGCCGGCGCCGCCCUCGGCCGCCGGGUCUCCUCGGUGAGCUCGCCGGCUGUAGGCUCCGAGCCGGGUCCGGUGCACCUCCGGGACCAAAGGGGUGAUUUUUAAAUCCCCCUGAACGAGGAGGACGCCCCUCCCCCUCUGACCACCACCUUGUCCCCCUCCGCCACUGGGCAUCUGCCUCUCCACCUCGUCCUACCUGGGUGUGCUCUAGAUAAAUGGCUGAUAAGCAGAUCAGUCUGCCAGCCAAGCUCAUCAAUGGCGGCAUCGCUGGGCUGAUCGGGGUCACCUGCGUGUUCCCCAUCGACUUGGCCAAGACGAGGUUGCAGAACCAGCAAAAUGGCCAGCGCAUGUACACCAGCAUGUCGGACUGCCUCGUGAAGACCAUCCGCUCAGAGGGCUACUUUGGCAUGUACCGUGGAGCUGCUGUGAACCUGACCCUUGUCACCCCAGAGAAGGCCAUCAAGCUGGCAGCCAAUGACUUCUUCCGAUACCAGCUUUCCAAAGACGGGCAGAAGCUGACCCUAUUUAAGGAGAUGCUGGCAGGCUGUGGAGCAGGCACCUGCCAGGUGAUUGUGACAACCCCCAUGGAGAUGCUGAAGAUCCAGCUUCAGGACGCGGGCCGCAUUGAUGCCCAGAAGAAGAUACUGGCUGCCCAGACCCAGCUCCCAGCCCAGGGGGACACCCGACCACCAGUGGAGGCUCCGUCUGCCCCCCGGCCCACGGCCACCCAGCUGACCCGGGACCUGCUGCGGAGCCGUGGCAUCGCUGGCCUCUACAAGGGACUUGGAGCCACGUUGCUCAGGGACGUCCCCUUCUCCGUUGUGUACUUCCCCCUCUUUGCCAACCUGAACCAGCUGGGCCAGCCAGCGUCCGGAGAGAAGUCUCCUUUCUAUGUGUCCUUCCUGGCCGGCUGUGUGGCUGGGAGUGCAGCUGCAGUGGCUGUCAACCCCUGUGAUGUGGUGAAGACGCGGCUGCAGUCACUCCAGCGUGGCCUCAAUGAGGACACUUACUCUGGCUUUCUGGACUGUGCCAGGAAGAUCUUGCGGCAUGAGGGCCCCUCGGCCUUCCUGAAGGGCGCCUACUGCCGUGCCCUGGUCAUCGCCCCGCUCUUCGGCAUCGCUCAAGUGGUCUACUUCCUGGGCAUCGCCGAGACGCUGCUGGGGCUGCUGCAGCCCCCGCAGCCCCCCAGGCCUUCAGCCCAGCUGGACCAGACUGCAGCCAGAGCCGGGCGGCCUGCCCAGGACUGAGCAAGGGAUUGUCUCUCCCCACCCCUCCCCACAUGGACGGGGGGAGGCGGAGGAAGGGGCUCAGAGGCCACAUGGGUGGUCCACACAUGGCCUCCCAGCAGUCCUGCCUGUGCAACCACUGGGAUCAAUGUCUUAUUUAUGUAGAAAAUGUGGAAAUCUUUACAUUCCCGGAGCCGGCCCCUACCCAGCCCUGCCCUGGCUGGAGUACCCCUGGGACAGAGCUGGUCUCUAUACUGGGGGCCUCAGACCUGGGCUAGGCAGGCAGGACCCUACACUCCAGUCUGCCAGCUUUUGUCCCCAAGGCUUGGCCCCUCAGCCACAGAGGGACCCCACACAGACCUACUCAUUAGCAUGUGGAGCGCAGUGGUUCUGUCCAUCCCCUCUGUCCAUGUUCAGCCUCCCUGCUGCUCUCCUCGUCUCAGCCAAGACUCCGUUUUGCACCUUGGCAAGCUUUGCAGGAGGAUUGGGGUCUGCUGCCCCCACCACAUUGAGCCAGGGGUCCCAAGUGGGAGGUUCUGCUGAGUACUGACUCCCGGGGCAAGCCUACUCCUCACUACUGUGGGACCCAGCAUCCCUUCUGGUGGCCCUCCUGCCACCGCCCUAGGCUGGGGGCCCAGAGCAUGUGAGGUGUGGGGAGCAGGUUGUGUCUACAAGCCCUCAGCUGACCUUGCCUCUUGGAUGGGGCCCUGGGAGGCUGCUCCCUUUCCCCCAUGGCCAGGAUGUGUGUGUGUGUGGUGUGUGUGUGUGUGGUGCGUGUGUGUGCGUGUGUGGUGUGUGUGUGUGUGCUGUAUGUGCCCUAGACUCCCCUCUGACCCCAUCUAGAAAUUGAUUUCUCCAGCCUGGCCCCUCUUGCUGCAUCUUCAGCAGACCCCUCUUCUGACACCCCCCACCCUGGGUCUCCGAUUGGCCAGUGGGGAGGGGAGGGAUUAGGACCAGUAUGGAGCCUGGAGCAUCUGCUCUGCUUUCUGGGGUCUGGGAACUACCCUAGGCCUCCCAGGCUCACCCUGUUCUCUGGGCCUCUGCAUAAGGCCCUUGACCACACACCAUAAGCUCUGCCCUCCCAGCCCCCCAGCCCCGCUGAUGUCGUGAAUUGAGUGGCCACGUGAUUGGUGAUUGUGUUGGUGAUUGAUUCUGUCAUGCUGGUGCUGUGUCCCUCAACCUGGGCCCCCUCAGUGGAGGCCCUCCCCAGUGACACUACCUGGGGCUCUGGCCUGGGCCCCCUGUUCACGGUUGUUCCUGGGAGCUGCCCCCUCCCGUCACAUCUGUACCUUGGAAGCUGCUGCUUUACAGAAUUAUAUUUUUUUCUUUUGAAAAGUUUUAAAAGUUGUAACUUUUGUGUCUUGUCAUGUAAGAAGAUAAAUAAAUAUUCUAAGUAGA
Molecule: messenger RNA, 3272 nt
Organism: Manis pentadactyla (Chinese pangolin)
Lineage: Eukaryota; Metazoa; Chordata; Mammalia; Pholidota; Manidae
Gene: SLC25A22
Product: solute carrier family 25 member 22
Exons: 10
Coding region: 864-1895 (343 amino acids)
Biological process (GO): L-glutamate transmembrane transport; aspartate transmembrane transport; malate-aspartate shuttle
Molecular function (GO): L-glutamate transmembrane transporter activity; L-aspartate transmembrane transporter activity
Source: RefSeq, a predicted model, not a curated record